Molecule: messenger RNA, 5778 nt
Organism: Arvicola amphibius (Eurasian water vole)
Lineage: Eukaryota; Metazoa; Chordata; Mammalia; Rodentia; Cricetidae
Gene: Ankrd23
Product: ankyrin repeat domain 23
Exons: 9
Coding region: 338-1045 (235 amino acids)
Molecular function (GO): protein binding
Source: RefSeq, a predicted model, not a curated record
AGGGUACACAGACAGCUCUCCACACCCUGCCUUGCUCAGCAUCAUGCUGCCUGAUGGGACCAGGGCCAGACUGCCCGGAAGAGCCCCUGUCUAGCUGGUGCGGGAGCUAGUAGGAAGGCUUGGGAGGGCUGACGACUGUGAGCCUGGACAGGUAAGUGGAGAAAGAGCUGAUAGGAAAGUGUUGGAGUUUGGACAUAGAGUUCCCGAUCCUGGAGGCUGGCCUAGUGACUGGAGGCUCGGACCCCACAAGGCCGUGGCCCGGGAGAAACUGAAGUUGGAGGAAGAGAAGAAAAAGAAACUGGAAAGAUUUAACAGCUCCAGACUGACUCUGGACAAUAUGAAAGACUUGGAAACCUUGCUUCAAAGACGAAGAGAAAAGCGACUGAGACACAAAGUCCCCCCCAGGGAACCUGAGCCUGUGGUUGAGCCGCAGCCCCAGGUCCCACUGGAGCCAGUGGACCUGGACACGUUCCUGAAGGCAGCUGCCGAGAAUCAGGAAGCCCUGAUUGACAAGUACCUGACAGAUGGAAGGGACCCCAAUGCCCAUGACAAGCUCCACCGCACAGCCUUGCACUGGGCCUGUCUGAAGGGCCACAGACAGCUUGUGAACAAGCUGCUGGCGGCAGGGGCUGCUAUAGAGGCACGGGACUUGCUGGACAGGACGCCUGUAUUCUGGGCCUGCCGUGGAGGACACCUGGACAUUCUCAAGCUGCUGCUUAACCAGGGAGCUCAGGUCAAUGCACAGGACAAGAUCUGGAGCACUCCUCUCCAUGUAGCAGUACGCACGGGCCACACCGACUGCCUGGAGCACCUCAUUGAGUGUGGCGCCCACAUCAAUGCACAGGAUAAGGAAGGGGACACAGCACUCCAUGAGGCUGUGCGCUAUGGGCACCACAAAGCUACGAAGCUGCUGCUGCUCUAUGGAGCCAAGUUGGGCAUGAAGAAUGUGGCCUCCCUGACACCAGUGCAGCUGGCACGAGACUGGCAGCGGGGUAUCCGGGAAGCACUACAGGCCCAUGUGGGGCACCCCCGUACCCGGUGCUGAUGACUUUGACCUGUGGGUCACUCCUAACUACCAUUCCACACCCACUUUCCCACCCACCUCGAAGUGGUUCUCUGCUCCAGUCCUGAUUUCUCUCUGGCUUUGCUUCUUUAGGCCUGAGGCAACAGGUAGAACAGGCCCCCUGGGUUUCAGUGAGGGAGACCGUGUUCCCUGUCACGGCUGGAGCAGAACCAUAAGCAAGAAGUGGGUCCAGACAAGGGCCAAGGCCAGAGCAGAACGUGAACAGACCGGCACUACCCACAGCUGGGCCUAGGCCUCUGUCUACCAAUCCUUAGAUCAGGAGACUGGCCUUGGCCUGUUGUCGAGAUGCAGAUGUGGCCAGCAGCUGCAGGGUACAGAGAAGAAACAGGCUACCUAAGUGCCAGGCACUGGUGCAGCUCACGCUGUCCUUUGGGUGGAGUUCCUCCAGGGACUCCACUCCUAUCAGCAGCAACCCUGAGAGCAUAUGGAGCAGUUCUAGGCGUCUCUCAUCUCCAGACUCUGGGGGUGGUUCUGGCAGGCUGAGGGGCAUGACAACAGGGUCGCGGUCCCUCGGAUGUCAGUACCUACCAGGUUGCCCCAGAAGCUGGAGACUGAUGGACUGGAACUAGUGUGUACUCUGGGAAAGUUCCACCUAAAAGGCAGCUCUGCUCGUCUUAUGUGAGGGUAGGAUGCCAGGUGCUGGGGAUUGCUUGUGGCCCACUCAACUUUUGGGGCGGCGGCCCGCAGCCCUAGCUUACCUAAGGCUCUAUUGCCCCCUGGUACUGCGGAAAGCACCUGGACUAAGCUCUGUGCCCUGAACACUGAGUUGAGCACCUUGCUGUGGGACACAGUCACAGACCCGUGCCAACUGGUAGUGUAGUGAGGACUUCACACAGGCACACGCUCCUUCCCCUUCCAGCUGUUUCCAGUUCACUGGUGCAGACUUGUACUACUGGCGGGGCUGGCCCCUAAUAUGCCAGAAAGUUGAUGCUGGGCCCUCCACUGAGGCCACAGGCUGAACAAAGGGCUAAAAGGUGAAGGCUUUGCCUCCCUCACACAGCUCUGAGCUGACAUUCAUUUUGGCAGCCUCUCUGCCCAUUACUAUGUGAAAGACUAGUGCUCCCUCCUAAAGGCACAAACCUUUUUAUGGGCAGGCCCUGCCCUGUUGUGACACAGUGGGCACCUAGACAACCUGUGCCAUGGGCAAGACAGACAUUCAGGACUACGCAAUAUGACGACUCCUCAGAAAUGAGGACACUUAAAUGACACACAAAGCCACCUUUUUAUACAGAACACUGUUUUCUCAUUAAACUGACUAUCCACCACAGCCGUGUUGUCUUAUGGGCACCGGGAGGAGGCAGUGCAUCAGGCUACAUGAAAAACCAAACCAAAGGCCUUGUCAUCCUCCACUGCAGAGAUCAGUGCAUCACUCAUGCCAGCGGGCAGCACGACAUGUCACCAAAUGCAAGGCAUGCUUUACAUGUAUCAGGGAGCGGGGAGGAGAGGGUCCUGGCACUUGGCUCUCAUGUUCAGGACCCACAGUUUUUAAAAGGCCUGAUGUCUGCUGGGUAUGAUGGCGCACACCUUUAAUCCCAGCACUUAGGAGGCAGACCUAUCUCUGAGUCCAAGGCCAAUCUGAUCAACAUACUGAGUUCUAGACCAGCCAGGGUUACACAGUGAGACCUUUUCUGAAAAUCCUAAUGUCUAAUGUUCUAGGUCAGAAGCCCUGAAAGGAGGAUCCAAGUAUUAGUUGAGGACAUGGUUAUCUACAAAUACUAGCAAACUGUAAGGAAGUCUUGGUGGGUGGUGGGUGAUAAAUACCUACCUUAAUAUUAAUAGUCUAAGACCUCAUGACACAAUAUAAACAAAAAUCUGUUUCUCCCUAAUACCAAUGAACAUUAUGGGUACAAAAAACAUAGUACAACUGUUUUAAGUUUAAACCUUAAAAAAAAGUAAACUGCUGAAGUCUACAAAUGAAAAUGUUUACAUAGACGUAGUGUGUUCACUAGAAGGCACAACAUGAAAAGCUGUCAGCUCUUCCCACAGUUCCUACCAAAAUCAAGAAAGAUGUAAACAAGAUUAUCUAAACUUUGUAAGAAAAUGUAUACCCUAAGCAAUUGUGAGCCAUACAUGGUAGCUCCUGCCAGUAAUCCCAGCACUUGGAAGGCCUCAGGAGGAUUGCUUUGUGUUGCAGCUUAGGUUGGAUAUGCUAUAUCCACUCUAAUGUGAUGUAGUAGACAACUCAGAAACAAUCCCCCCCCCCACACACACAAAUACACCCAACAAACGGACAUCCUUAGGCUAAACAAGGAAUGGGGUGGGUGGAGCCACAGAAGGCAAGUUUAUGAAUUUGAGGCCAGCCUGAGCCUAUAAACAACAAAACCCUAAACACCAAUAACACAAAACCAGCUGUGGGGGCUAGAGAGGGCUGGGCAGCGAAGAGCACCAGCCCUGGCUGCUGCUCCAAAGGACCAGGCUCCAGUUCCAGGGAGGAUCCGAUGCCUUUUGGCCCCUGCAGGCACUAAGGAUGUACGUGACGUACAGACAUGCAGGCAGAACGCUCAUAUUCAUAAAUUACAAAACAGCUGUGACCAAGCCUUAUUUAUGGAGAUAUUAAUUUAAAAUGGAUCACAAGCUUACAUGUAGAACAGGAACUCAAACUGUUAGGGGGAAAGGUAGAUAAUUUCUGAGAUCUAGAACAGCUGGAUAUGCUGAAAGCAGAAAAGAAAGUUUGGUAAAAUGAAUUUGACCACAAUUAAAAACCUUUGUUCCAGAUAAGACCCUGCUAUAAGAAGACAGCCUCACUGUUAGUAUGCUGUUACUGUGAGCACACAACAGAUGGGCAGCUCAGAGGAGCCUGGGGUUCCUUGGUCCUCUGGGCCAUGUACAUUCUAAGGAGGGAGAACAUGGCAGAGGUCUCUUCACCUCACUGUCAUCAGGGAGAGGGAGGAAGAGGCCAAGGCCCCAACAGCCCCUUUGAGGGCAAGCCCAGUGACCUCAAGAGGGCUCACUUCAAAGGGAUUAAAGUCUUCAGUGAGCAGGCCUGAGGGGACACUUCAGAUCUAGACUACAGCUAAAACUACAGGCUUAAAAUCCCUGCAAAUCAAACAUCCAACAAAGGGUUUUAGAAUCUGAUGUUCUCAGACAAAAAAGGUGUGUGGGUGGAUGGGGGGGGCAAAUGAAUGGGCAAAGAACACAGACAUGACACCAAAGUAAAAACAUGAACAGAUUCAUGUAUAGUGCUGGAUUCCAUCAGAAAAAACAGGCAAGAGCCACAGUGGUUCUGGUGGUCACUUAUCUCACUUAUGUUAUAGCUGAAGUAAAAACAAUGACCAUUUGGAAGAUUUGAGAAAUUGGAUCCUUCCUAUACUUCAUGUAGGAACUGAAGGUUGUACACAGCUACAGCCAAACGCCUGACUCUUUAAAAGACAAGCAACCUGGCAACUGCACUCCUGGCACUUCCCCCGGAGUCAACACCAAUCUUCACACCAAACUCUGUACAUGAAUGUUCAUAGCAGCUUUAUUUAGAGAAGGCCAAACACUGGAAACAACCCAGAUGUCCUUCCUUUGACGGGGCAGGACACCAUGGAACACCACUUGGCAAGAAAGGGAACAAACUACAGACACAAUGAGCUGGGUCAAUCCCCAGGGCACUGUGCUGAGGGCCACACACUGCACAGCCCCUGAAACACUCUUGAAAUAACAAAACAACAGAGAUGAGAACAGUCUAAGAAUGGUUGCCAGAGCUUAGGGAUGGGGCAGCUGGCUCUGAGUGGCAGUCCAGGGGGUACCCUGGUAGUGACAGGACAGUGGGUUAGACUUGGGUCUACACAGGUGCCGGGUACCAUCUGCACCAACCCAGGCUUUGAGACUACAUUCUAGUUUGUGAGAUAGGACCACUGAGGAAAAGCAGAUAAAGGGUGCAUGGACCGUAUCUUUGUAACUCCCUAUGAAUUUGCAAGUACUAUAAAAUACAGAGUCAGGUAAAUAGGAAAACAAUAGCUCUAAGUGCAUUUUGGCAUCCUACCUUGGAAUCCUGCAACAGAAAAGGAUAUUACAAAAUAAAAAAAAAAAAAAAGAUAACAUCCAAAUCAAGCCUCCAGUUAAAUUGUAUGGCACCAAUGUUAGCAUUUUAAUUUUGAUUAAUGUAACAAGGUUAUUUAAUAUGUUAAUAGUAGAGGAAGCUGAGUACAGGGCACGUGGAAUUCUUCUAUGCAUCUAACACUAUUUCAAGCUCAUAACCCUGGUGUUCAAGGUGACUACCUCAGAAGCCCAGCAGGGCCCAGCUAUUGAAGGUUCUAAUUGGCCAGGUGAUUCUGAGGUGCAGCCAAAAUGAAAAAUUCUGUUCUGGGGAGAGAUGAUUUUUUAAGUAUUUGCUUCCAACCUGAGUUUGUUCUUAGAGCAUAUUCCUUGAGAAUAUUUUCUCAGCAUACCACUGUUCCCUUGGCCUGCAAGUCUCACUUACCAGGACCCACAUUCUUUUGAGGAAAGUUCCAGAAAUCUCCCUUCCCACCCCAACCUCUGGUCCCAGAGCUGAAACUGUGGAAGGAAAAUGUAGGUAAACUAGAAGAGAAAAACAGAGCUUUCCCAUCCCUGCAUCCCCAAAACACCACCACUGGAAACAGAAAAGGGCACAGAAUCUGAAAUAGUUCAGAUACAAGAAAACCUUGACUUCUCAGCAGGUAACAAGGAGGAAUCAGGUCUGCAAACAGUCCUCCCUGAUUGCUGCUUACUACAUGGUGCACAUCUCCCUG